Aspergillus pseudonomiae is the source of this 1626-nucleotide messenger RNA. RefSeq names its product amidase signature domain-containing protein. NCBI's taxonomy places the organism in Eukaryota, Fungi, Ascomycota, Eurotiomycetes, Eurotiales, Aspergillaceae. The coding region runs from base 1 to 1626 and encodes 541 amino acids. The transcript is spliced from 5 exons. The record is from RefSeq and is a predicted model, not a curated record.
AUGAGUUCCUGGCAAGCAAUUGCGAAAAGCAAACAGGAGUCGCUCAGAGCUGCCAUUCCUUCCGAAUGGAUCAUUCCUCCUCAUCUUCUUCCCCCGGACCAUCAAACAGACGUCACAUCGUUCCCGCGACAGUCCGGAUGGUUCACGAACAGAGAGCUCGAGAUCCUGUCCACCGCGGCACCUAGGAUCCUGGCCCAUUUGGAAACCGCGUCAUGGACAUCAGAGGAGGUGACGAAGGUGUUCUGUAAGGCUGCUGCCGCGGCUCACCAAUUGACGAAUUGCCUCUCCGAGAUCCUCUUCGACGAAGCCAUCGCUCGAGCCAAGGAACUGGACCAACACUUGCAAAAGACAGGCAAGCCAAAAGGCCCAUUCCAUGGUCUCCCAAUCUCCCUCAAAGACAACUUCAACAUUAUCGGCAAAGACUCCACGGUGGGCUUCACCUCGCUGGUCAACGACCCCGCCACAUACAACAGUACCCUCACAGAUCUCCUCCUGCAAGGCGGAGCAGUGCUGUAUGUGAAAACCAACGUGCCCACCGCGAUGAUGAUCGCCGAGACGGUCAACAACGUCUUCGGCCGGACCGUGAAUCCCCUCAAUCGGAAGCUGACAUCCGGUGGCUCGUCCGGGGGUGAAUCGGCGCUUAUCGCAUUCGGGGCGAGUCGCAUUGGCGUUGGAACCGACAUUGCGGCUUCAGGUGGCUCGCUCCGUAUCCCAGCCGCUUGUACAGGUAUCUUCACACUGCGGCCGUCCUUCGGACGAUUCCCGAACCUCCAGACUCGAUCAGGGCUGGCGGGCCAAGAAGCUGUGAACAGUGUCAAUGGCCCUAUGGCGACGACAUUGGAGGAAAUCACAUUCUACUCCAAGACCGUCAUCGACCAAGAGCCUUGGAUCAACGACCCGAAGUGUCUUCCGAUCCCGUGGCGUCCGGCGGAGCCAAAGCACCGACUCAGACUGGCUGUCAUGUGGAACGAUGGCAUCGUCACCCCCACGCCGCCCGUAGCUCGGGCACUGAAAGAAACGGUCGAGCGACUGAGAAAGGCCGGUCAUGAGGUGAUCGACUGGGUGCCAACGGGACACCAGGCAGCGCGAGAGCUUUUGCAUCGCAAGUUCGUUGCCGACGGUGGCAAGUCAGUGCGUGGGCUCCUGGCGCCGACGGGGGAGCCGUUCCGGGAGGAGAUGCGAGACUACGAGAAGGCGACAGAGCUUGGGGUCCAUGAAAUGUGGCAGAUCCAUCUUGAGCGGAAUACUCUGCAGAAAGACUAUCUUCACCGAUGGAAUGCGAGCGGAAUUGACGGAAUUCUCUGCCCAACAACUCCAUACAGCUCCGUGGAGCACGGUAAGUUUGCGUAUGUGGGAUACACUGGAGUGUUCAAUGUCCUGGACUACUCGGCUGUCUCCUUCCCUUGCGGUGUGACGGCUAGUAAGGCUUUGGAUGCGUCGUAUCACGGCCACAAAGCAUUGAGUGAUGUAGACGCCAGGAUACAGCAUGAUUAUAACGCUGCCGCAGUUGACGGGAUGCCGGUCAGUCUGCAGUUAGUCGCACGGCGACUCGAAGAAGAAAAGGCCCUGAUGAUGACGGGCGUGGUACUGCAAGCCGUGUCUACCGGCUGGAAGUCCAAACUAUAA